Messenger RNA from Theobroma umbraticum, 420 nucleotides. The record is from RefSeq and is a predicted model, not a curated record. NCBI's taxonomy places the organism in Eukaryota, Viridiplantae, Streptophyta, Magnoliopsida, Malvales, Malvaceae.
AUGGUGAAGAGAUCAUUGGUAGCCCUGCUGCUUGCCCUGGCUUGCUCAGCCACGUUGUUCACCCAAGGACUGGCUGCUACUGCUGCUGAAGAUGAGCAGUCGUCGUCUGCACACGUCGCCACCUUUUGGCGCCCUUGGGGUCGCAAGACAUGGCCAGCAUUCCCACCUGUGCCUUCCCAUGGGAAGUGGCCCCCAGGAGGCCCAGCCCAGGACCCCAAAAUUGCCAAGUGCUUUGAUUCCUUCAAUUCAGUAGGAAGCUGCCUGAAACCCCCCAUCGGAGCAGACUGUUGCGGUGCCCUUAAGGCAAUCCAGAGUGAAUGCGCCGGUUUAAGUGUCGGUCCCAUCAACAGUGCAAUACUCGAUCCUUUGGUGAAGCUGUACUGUUCUGGUAACGGGGGUGCACCAGCACCACCAGCUUAG